GUGGAAGCCGAGAAAGCCUUGGAUUCCCGAUCUCCCCUUCAAUCUCGACUCUUCCCGAGAAGGUCUCCGUCACGGUGUCGUCGUCGGGGCAAACGAAGCAGAGGACGGACCAACGACGACAUUCAAAAACAUACCUAAUCUCCAUCGCAUCCCCGGGCAUCCAUUCACUCCAACAUUCAUGGAGAUCAUAUACAUACCAUCUGUUCGCCCUCCAAAGUCCAAAUGCAAUUACCUAACUUGUGAUCCCCUUUCGUCGUCGGGUCAAAGGGUCCAAUCCACUCCAGUCAGCCGGGCAGUCCAAUCUUCCACACAACCACUCAAACUUCCCGUCCUUUCAGUCCUAGCUAGUUAGGCACACAGGCGCUUAACACGGCAAUCUACUGUAUCUAUCCACCUCUACUCGUUCGUCAUCCCGAUCACCGAGACGUGCCCUGCCCGUCUCAAUCAAAUCAACCAAGUCCCAACACUGCACAAGCAUCGGGUACAGCUUUCAAUUUGAACCUUCCACAGUCCAGCACUUGAACCCAUACAUAGGACCCGGGUUCCAUCAUUUGGUCCUGCUCGUCCGGUCUCGCACCGGUCACGAAGCUAUCAGUCGGGUUCGGUUUGCCGGUGUCAGUCCCAUCACUGGCUGUCGCAAGCAUCGCUUCUAAAGACAGAAACACCACACACUCUCAAUCCCGUCCGCUUGCCGACUACGACACGAUCCCUAUGGACCAACAGUACACCGACGCCCGUGGCCGAUCGCUGUCGGCCGCGUCCACCGGCGGAGGACAGGUCCACGAUCAACAGCAACAGUCUCACAUAAGAAACCACUCGCCGUCUCCAACUCCCUUUCCCAAUUCGAACGAUGGCGUCAACAACGGUUUGGGACUUGGCCUUAUCGAUCCCUCUGCCUCGCAGCAUUUUCAACCCGAAUUUUCCUACGGCGGCCCGAACCCGUUCCAGCAACAUUCGCCCUUCUCACAGCCUGGGUUGGAUUUCAACCAAGGUUAUACAAACCAAUUAGAGAAUCAGGACAACUCGUUUGGUGGCUUGUCGCAACCCGCCUAUUCUCCGAAUCUCAUGGCAUCCAACUUUGGUGACGCCGACUACGGCAUUUUCCCCACGACCACGGCCGCGGGCCAGUUCAACGGAUCGCUGUUCAUUACCGAUAAUCAGUCCAUCAAUAAUCCGGAUCCAAACAUGAUGGCGCAAGGCUCUCACAGCCCGGAGCCGCCUCAUCUGCUCAGUCCAGAGAUAAACUCUCCGGCCUUUGCCCAGGGCCGUUUCCCCAUGGCAACAGGAAGGCAUUCGCGCAAUGCGUCUCUGGGCCCAGAGGCUGCUCUUCUUCCAGGGCAGGACUGGAGCCAUAUGCCUCAGUUUCAGGGCCACCGACGCUCAGCCUCGGAGCUUAGUGAUGUCUCUUCGGUAGCCCAUUCGCCCAACCUUGGGGGAUUGGACAGCUUUGACCCGAUCGAGAACAACCAUUCGCCUCUUCAAGGGCCGCAGGCCGAUGCCCUGUACAGUCAGUUGAACGGGAUCAGCAACUUCAGUCUGUCGGACGACCACAUCGGCAGGAGUCCGUCGCAUAGUCCAGCGGUCUCCCCUCGGAUCCAUCCCCAGCAAUCACCGGACGAGAUCGAUCCGAACCAACCCAACCAUUUUAUGCUACACACACCAGCAAACAGUUUCGGACCGCCAGCGACAUACAUGCAGCCGCAACAGGAGGCUUUCCCGCAAUUGUCACUGGAUGACCCAUCUGGUAUGCAGGCCCAGCAGAACAUGCCAGCUCCUCCGGCAAUCAACAUCGAUUUCGCUCCAGCGCCCGCUAAGAGCGGGCUGGAUCAGCCCACUAACCUGGACAAUAAUUCACUAGCCCUACCAAACAGAGCUCGAGGGCGGAUGCGACCACGAGCGGUCACGGACCCUUUCAACAAUAGCGGUUACCGAUCUCCUUCUCCAUCGGGAAGUCUUUCGCCGAGCUCGGCCGCGGACCUCAGACCGUCAAGCGCACGUUCACUUUCGCCCAUGGACCGUUCAGGAGCCGGCUCUAUUAAUAGUAGGAGACGCCAGUCUACGUCGUCAGUACCCAACAACGUGAUAGCACUUCGUCUUGCCGAUCCCAAUUAUAAUGGCUCUGGGGAGAAUGGAGGUGGCCCGAGAAGGGCUCAGAAGCACCCCGCUACUUUCCAAUGCAAAGUAUGUCCAAAGCGCUUUACCAGAGCCUAUAACUUGCGCUCCCAUUUGCGCACACAUACCGACGAGAGGCCCUUUAAAUGUACCGUCUGCGAUAAGGCUUUCGCGCGCCAGCACGAUCGCAAGCGUCACGAAGGUUUACAUUCGGGCGAAAAGAAGUUCAUAUGUAAGGGUGAACUUCCUGUUGCUGGUCAACAAUGGGGCUGCGGCCGAAGAUUUGCGCGAGCGGAUGCUCUGGGUCGCCAUUUCCGGUCGGAGGCAGGAAGAAUAUGUAUCAGACCUCUUCUGGAAGCGGAAAACCGUGAACGGCAACGGCAGUAUGCUGAGGCAAUGCAGAAUGCAGCCCAAGGCAUGAUGCAACAGCAGGGCGGUAUGAUGAUGUCGCCCGGCAUGGACCCCAAUGGCGAGUUCCAAAUGGACCCCUUUGUGCUCCCACAGGCGCUGUUGGCACAGUAUCCUGCCUUGGCCCUCCUGCCCGCUGGGCCUGCGGCUAUGGGUGAUGGAGCCGGCUUAGAAGAGGAUUUGGGUAGUAAUUACGAAGCUAGCGACUACGAUGAUGUCGAGGAGGGAGGCUAUGUAAGUGGUCCAGGGACAGGGUUCGGGCCCGGAAGCAUGCAAGAAGGGUACGGGGAGUUGGGUUAUGCGAGUGACUACGGCGGCCGUUAGGCAUAGUGUCAUGACAUUUCAGGCGAACAACCCUUCGGGGAAAGGGAGGGCGUUGGGUGGUAUGCUCUAUUUAUUUAUUGUUUUACAGAUGAUUAUCGGUCACUGUUUGGAUCAGAUGAGAUUAUACGGUGGUGCGCGGUCAUGGUUAUUGUUGUCUUAUACAUUUACUUCUCUUUUUGGAUACAUUUAUUCCCCAACGUUGUUGCAAUUCUUCUUCUUUGUAUUUGACUGGGGUUAUUUUUUGCUCGAAGACCCGUUUAUGUACCGCUUGCAUGCGCGGACGUUGAGCGAACAUAGAAAUAUUGUCUGAUGAGGACAAAUAAAUGUUACAUGUAUGACGAUGUACUCCAUGUUACUUUUAUAGAGUUGUUAAACAAGCCGAUCACAGUUGAUAUCACCA
Molecule: messenger RNA, 3244 nt
Organism: Neurospora crassa OR74A
Lineage: Eukaryota; Fungi; Ascomycota; Sordariomycetes; Sordariales; Sordariaceae
Product: C2H2 type zinc finger domain-containing protein
Exons: 3
Coding region: 712-2844 (710 amino acids)
Biological process (GO): regulation of DNA-templated transcription
Molecular function (GO): RNA polymerase II cis-regulatory region sequence-specific DNA binding; DNA-binding transcription factor activity, RNA polymerase II-specific
Source: RefSeq, a predicted model, not a curated record